Messenger RNA from Asparagus officinalis (garden asparagus), 963 nucleotides. Its product is annotated as casein kinase II subunit alpha-2-like. NCBI's taxonomy places the organism in Eukaryota, Viridiplantae, Streptophyta, Magnoliopsida, Asparagales, Asparagaceae. The coding region runs from base 52 to 612 and encodes 186 amino acids. Gene Ontology annotation, molecular function: protein serine/threonine kinase activity; ATP binding. Gene Ontology annotation, biological process: protein phosphorylation. The transcript is spliced from 7 exons. Gene Ontology annotation, cellular component: protein kinase CK2 complex; cytosol; nucleus. The record is from RefSeq and is a predicted model, not a curated record.
UCAUGAUUGCUAUUGUUGCAGGCACUAGACUACUGCCAUUCACAGGGAAUUAUGCACCGAGAUGUCAAACCUCACAAUGUCAUGAUUGAUCAUGAGCUCAGAAAGCUUAGGUUGAUUGAUUGGGGACUUGCUGAGUUCUAUCAUCCUGGCAAGGAAUAUAAUGUUCGUGUGGCUUCAAGAUAUUUCAAAGGGCCUGAACUCCUGGUUGAUUUGCAAGAUUAUGACUACUCCUUGGACAUGUGGAGUCUUGGUUGCAUGUUUGCUGGAAUGAUAUUUCGCAAGGAACCCUUCUUCUAUGGGCAUGACAACCAUGACCAGCUAGUUAAAAUUGCUAAGGUACUUGGAACCGACGAACUCAAUGUUUACCUAAACAAAUAUCAUUUAGAACUUGAUCCUCAACUUGAAGCUCAAGUAGGAAGGCACAGCAGGAAACCAUGGUCUAAAUUUAUAAAUUCAGACAACCAGCAUCUUGUCUCACCUGAGGCAAUUGAUUUUCUUGACAAGCUUCUUCGUUAUGAUCAUCAGGACAGGCUUACAGCAAGGGAAGCAAUGGCUCACCCUUAUUUCCUUCAAGUAAGGGCUGCAGAAAACAGUAGGAUGCGCGCCCAAUAGCAGUAAGUGAAGGAAGAGCAUCUAGUAAUGAAAUGGAAGUGUUGUGAUUGUUCUAUAUUUGAUGGUGGAUUGUCUCUUCGAUUUGGGCACAUGUGCUAUUAAUAUAUCUGUCAAGACUAUUUUCCUGAAACUGGCUUAGCAAUCAACAAAUGUAUGAGAAUCACCAGACUGGUCAAAACGUUCUGUUUUCCGUCACUCUUUAUCAGAUAGCAUGGAUCCAUUUAAUUCUCUAACUUGCAAGAUCUUCUGGUAGGGGUGGCUGGUGAUUUCCGUAGAUCAUCUGUAUCCUUGUAAACUUUUUUCCAAUUUUCUUUUCUUUUGCUGUUUUCUUCUAUCAUAUCUUUGGAAUCA